Molecule: messenger RNA, 1371 nt
Organism: Heteronotia binoei (common prickly gecko)
Lineage: Eukaryota; Metazoa; Chordata; Lepidosauria; Squamata; Gekkonidae
Gene: CREB3L4
Product: cAMP responsive element binding protein 3 like 4
Exons: 9
Coding region: 1-1296 (431 amino acids)
Biological process (GO): regulation of transcription by RNA polymerase II
Cellular component (GO): nucleus
Molecular function (GO): RNA polymerase II cis-regulatory region sequence-specific DNA binding; DNA-binding transcription factor activity, RNA polymerase II-specific
Source: RefSeq, a predicted model, not a curated record
AUGGAGCCGGGCAGCUCCAACCUCCUGGAUGUUCUCUUUGAGCGGCGAGAAGACCUGUACCCCAGCGGCACCUUCUCUGGAGCAGACCCCAGACUCAGCUUCCCUCUCCAAGACCAUGCUUACGGAUGCGUCUCGGAGAAAACUUAUGAGAUGUGGGCGCCCGGCAGGGAACAGGUCCAGAACGACAGCGACCCGGAAGACCUCUUGCAGAUGUUCAUCAACCCCAACGAUGUCUACAGUUCGAGGAGUCCCCUGGCCUCCCCGGAGAGCGACAGCGGCAUCUCUGAGGACCCCCGGGCGGACACCCCCUUACAACACGAGGCGGCCUCCCUGGAUUUGUCCCCCGGGGCCAUUUACGAGGUCAUCUGUGACUCUGCGUUGACGGAGGGGGAGACUCUGCCAGCUAACAUCUUCUCCGGCCUAGGAAACUGGAGCCCUCCUCUAAUGCAUCCUGAGGCCUGCAUUACGAGCGAAAUUUCACCAGUCCUUUUUGAGAACGUGAUGCAGCCCAAUACGGCAGAGAUUUCCAUGGACCAGGGCUCCUUCCUGCAGCGUCACCACCUGGGCUUCUUCUUGACGGAAGAGGAGAGGCGGCUGCUGAGCCAGGAAGGCGUGUCAGUGCAAGGCAACCUGCCCCUCACGAAGGCGGAGGAGCGGGUCCUGAAGAAAGUGCGGCGGAAAAUCCGGAACAAACAGUCGGCUCAGGACAGCCGCCGACGGAAGAAGGAGUAUAUCGACGGGUUGGAGAACCGGGUGGCAGCGUAUUCAUCCCAGAACCAGGAACUGAAGAAGAAACUGCAGGAGCUUCAGACACACAACGUAUCCCUGGUCAGCCAGCUCCAGAAAAUGCAGGGCCUCAUCAAGCAGACGUCCACCAAGGCCGCCCAGACCAGCACUUGCCUUGUGAUCCUCAUCUUCUCUCUCGGACUGCUCAUCCUUCCCAGCUGCAGUUCCUUGCUUGGGGGGACCCAAAUAAGCCAGGAAGGAUAUCGACCCUCUGGAGUGAUCUCCAGAACGAUCCUGACCGAGGGAGGGCUCUCUGAUCCGGAGGAGCCCCCUGGUGCUGACGAACCAGAACCAAGUCUUCUGGAAACUGGACCACUGCCGAAAAGCUGGGUGGAUCCAGAUGCCAGCAGUGGGCUCCAAGAGAGCAGUGGGGAGAGAUUGUUUAACGCAUCCACUGCGGGCCCUUUUGGGAACUCGAAGACGGAGCCGAACGAGAUUCUGCUGGCCAAAGCAGAGAAGCCCGUGCCUGAAAGAGACCCGGCCAAGCAAUUACAUGCGGAUGAGAUGUGAGAGCUAGAGAGCUUCUAUGGAACGAGGCCACGUAUUCGAAACAUCCGACUUGGGACUCUCUGGCGCCGUUUGUAC